This is a messenger RNA of Dinoponera quadriceps, 2917 nucleotides long. It is a transcript of the gene CD98hc, whose product is annotated as neutral and basic amino acid transport protein rBAT-like. The transcript has 10 exons. NCBI's taxonomy places the organism in Eukaryota, Metazoa, Arthropoda, Insecta, Hymenoptera, Formicidae. The record is from RefSeq and is a predicted model, not a curated record. Bases 576 to 2288 code for a protein of 570 amino acids. Gene Ontology annotation, biological process: amino acid transport; carbohydrate metabolic process.
CUGAGUUUAUACUUGAAAAAAUGUUUUUUUUUCAUUUUCCGUCGAAGAUCUUUCCAAACUUCAACCACAUACCUCUAUCCUUGAACAUAUCUUUUUAACUAGUCCACUGCAUCUUAUUAUAUUGAGCUUGAAUGAUGUUCCAUACAGACUAAAGGGUUGAGUCGAAGUUUAAGAUAUUUUCGAUUGUUCAAAGGCGGAAGGGACAAAGAAGAGCGGAGAGAACAAUCGAUCAUGCCAUCUUGGAUUCACGGACAUCGGCUGCCAUUGUCGAGAACAGCACGUUUUCGUCAACUCAGCAAAGUUCGUCCUCAGAGUCGUUGAGCGGGAUUUCCUCGUCGAACAUAAACUACGUAAGAUUUUCCUGAAGAUAUGCGAACCGUAGCAGCAAAUUUUCCUGAAGAUAAGUGAACCGUAGCAGCGAUCCGCGCGAUGCAAAGUGGGGGCUGUGAAUUGGCAGCUAGGAGCGGGACGAAUGGCGCUGCGAGGAGACGCCGUCAGUCUUACCGACGCGUCAGUUGCGAGUCGUCGAGUCUGUGGAGCGGCAGCGAUCUUGGGAACGGAUCAGCGGCAGCAACAUGGUGAAGCAGAACGGCGAGGAAUACGAUGAGGGUGCGCAGGAGCGGAUGCUCAAAGAGGACAGCGCCCAGAAGAUCACCACGAAAGAGUCCACAGAGGUAAAAUUUAUCUCGGAGAAUGGCGACGCCAAGAUCGAUAUUGGAGUAGUAAAUCAGGCCUCGGCGAUGGGCAAGGAAGAACUGAUGAAGUUUGUUAAUGAUCCGUUCUGGGUGAAAUUGAGAUGGGCCCUGUUCAUCGGUUUCUGGUUACUGUGGGCUGCAAUGUUGGCUGGUGCUAUUGCCAUUAUCGUAAUGGCGCCUAAGUGCUCGGCGCCUGAGCCGAAGAAGUUGUGGGAGGAAAGUCCGAUUGUUAGUUUAGAGACCUUGGAUAGUCCCACCAACGACUUGAGGGGAUUGAAACCUAUAUUGUACGAUCUGAAAGAGCGACAUAUUAAAGCCGUAUCCGUCGCAUCGUUGGUGAAAGAAAAUCCAGAUGGAGGGAUCGAAGAUUUCAGAUCUAUCAAGCCGGAAUUAGGAGGCAUCAGUGACUUGGAAGAUCUCAUCAAGGUGGCGAAGGAAGAGGGUCAGCAAAUCUUCCUGGAGUUGGAUCCCAAUCAUUCCUCCGUGCAGCAUCCGUGGUUCAAACGGUCGGUCGAGAAGGAAGACCCGUUCACGUCCUAUUAUGUCUGGGCCGAUGGAAUAACUACUGCCGGAAGACUAAGUCCCCCUAAUAAUUGGUUGAGUGUAUACGGCGAAUCUGCAUGGGAGUGGAACGAACAGAGGGGCCAAUAUUACCUUCAUCAAUUCAAUAAGACGCAACCCGACUUGAAUUACAACAAUCCGGACGUAGUACAAGAGUUCGGAGACAUUCUGGCUCACUGGUUGAAACUGGGGAUCAGCGGUUUCCGUCUGGCGAACACUCAGUACUUAACGGAAGACCCGGACCUCCGUGACGAGUCCAGGAGCAUCCUUCCAGUAGAGUCGAAUAAUUAUCAAUCGCUGGUACACAUUCACACGCGCAAUCGCCCGGAGAACGCGAUGGUGCUGAUGAAAUGGCGAGAGAUUGUUCGCAACGCUACCGAUGGGAAGGGAUUGUUCACGUUGCAAGACGACAUCGGGGCCGAUAUGCUGCAGGUGUAUAAUCAGAAGAACCCGCUGAUUGAUCUGCCGCAGAGCUCGCACUUCCUCACCGUUGCGAACGCGAGCAUAAACGCCACGGUGCUGCAUAAAAGCAUAUCACAUUGGAUCGAGAUCGCGCCAUGGCCCGCGUGGAACGUGAAUGGCAAGGUGCGCACGAUACGAGAACGUAUGCCCAACGACGUCGCGGACAGCAUAACGUUGAUGACCAUGUUGUUGCCGGGCACGCCGAUUUUUCAACUGAGCGACGUUAGGUCCACGAAGGAUGCCUUCACGAUUCUCGCAAAAGUUCGAAGUAUGCCGACUUUCCUCUACGGGGACACGAUGACUAGAGUUGUGAACGAAACCGUCUUUGUGUAUACGAGGAUUGGGUUAAAGAGCGGUAAUCCGGGAUAUCUGGUAGCAUAUCAUACAGGGGAUGAUUCAGUUGUCAUAGACUUAUCCAGUAUACCGCACAUGUCAGAAGAAGUCAACGUGGUUGCGUCUAGCCCUAACUACGUUCAAGACGGGGAAGAAAUACAGAAAAAGUUGUAUUCCAACAAAGUGCCAAUGUUACCGAAGAGCACGUUGGUUCUAACGUUUGUGCAAAAGGAGUAAUUUGCACGAAGAAUACGAUAUACUUUAGAUGCAAAACCAGCGGCCAUAUAUAUUACGCCGUUUUUGUCCCAAUAUGCAAGCAAAUAAAUAUAUAUAAUUGACAUAUUAAUAUAAAAAAAUCAACCGAGUUAUUUUAUCCAAAGUAAAGUAUGUUUAUAUCUAAGUUCUUGUGACGUAUAUUGAUAUCAUUUAUAUGUUUAUCAUAAUGUGAUAAAUCUUGGUACAAUAAUACUGCAGAUUUGCGUUCUUUAUGAUAUUCGCACAUAUAUCGCACAUUUGACGUAAAUGGAUUAAAAGUAAAUGAAUUAAUCAAUAUUCGAAACGGAACUUCGAUAAUAUGACGAUCUGAGUUGGUUGGUUGCUAAUGGCUCCGUUCAGCAGAGAAAGUAGCUCAAUGAGCGUCUAAUAAUUAUUAUUUCUGAUUGGUACUGGACCUAUCAAAGGAUUAAAGAUAUUUUAAGCACAAUAAUCAGUAAACAUUCAUUAAACUACUUUCUCUACUGACCGCAGGAUGAAAUCUAACUGCGUUAGAGGUCCUGUCUUCGGUCUCUGAUAGAUCUAGAUGUGAACUUUCAAUUCUAACAUGUUUUCCUAUCAGUCAUGUUCGAAAAAUAUUUAUUCUACUUAUU